Melampsora larici-populina 98AG31 is the source of this 585-nucleotide messenger RNA. RefSeq lists its product as uncharacterized. Bases 1 to 585 code for a protein of 194 amino acids. Lineage: Eukaryota; Fungi; Basidiomycota; Pucciniomycetes; Pucciniales; Melampsoraceae. The transcript has 5 exons. The record is from RefSeq and is a predicted model, not a curated record.
AUGGCUCCUUGGUCUGUGCUGUGGGUUCAAUUCAUCUUGACCAUCUCAGUUACCAGGCCCUGCAACCUGCUGAAAACCAUCUCUUCUCCUUCUCAAUCGUUGGCCCGCGAAUGUCGAAUCGAAUAUUUAAUCUCAGAGCAAAAGUUUAAUUCGCUUCCAGAGGAAGAGAAAGUAUAUUGGCACAGCCAUAAAUACGAAGUCGAGAGUGGAGUCUUGAUGCAGAUGCAUGUCGCUGGACGAGAAGGGACUGUGCCCGAGGAAGAAGAGAGAGGAAUGAUGAUGGCAGUUCAUCAAACGUUUGGAAAAGUCAUCCAUACUUGGAAUGUAGAUCGUCAUCCUGAUCUACCCUUAGGUCCUCCAAGCUUGAUGAUGUCCUACACAAAGCCUGAAAUGGUCAAUUGGGAACAGGUCAAAAAAAGAGACGAAGAACAGGGAGUGGACACGGCCGACCGCAGUAAAAUUCGCGCUGGUUACCUUCCACUUGAUUAUGCCAAGAAUCAAAACGCAGAUAAAUGGAUGGAAACUGGUAAACAAGUCCAAUUCGAAUCAAUCGAAAGACCAUUGAAAGGGGGUUUGGACAAGUAG